Wallemia mellicola CBS 633.66 is the source of this 645-nucleotide messenger RNA. RefSeq lists its product as hypothetical. The transcript is spliced from 2 exons. Lineage: Eukaryota; Fungi; Basidiomycota; Wallemiomycetes; Wallemiales; Wallemiaceae. Gene Ontology annotation, cellular component: mitochondrial large ribosomal subunit. The record is from RefSeq and is a predicted model, not a curated record. The coding region runs from base 18 to 614 and encodes 198 amino acids. Gene Ontology annotation, molecular function: structural constituent of ribosome.
GUGAGUGUACAAGGAAGAUGAAAUCCUCUUUGUUAAUAAUUAGACCUGCGUACUUGAAUUUUAAUAGCGAAUUUAAAACGCAAUACUUCAAAUACCAAAGAGAUCUCCAUCAAGCACUCUCUGGUAACUUCAAUAAAGAUUUCUACUAUCAACCUCAGUCACUCUCACAGAGGGGAUUCAUACAGAGGGAGCAUCAGAAGCAGCUAGACAAGUGGGGAUAUUCCAUCUACAAAGAUCAGCAGCUGUCUUCUCAGAACGAGAUCUCGGUAGACGAGAAUACGAGAGAGAUAGACGACUCAGUAAAAAAUAUAGAGAGGCGUGGAGAGAGAUCGCUGGUGUUGGUAGACGAGAAGAACGCGAUACCAACAACGACAGUAAAUCCAAAGGAGUCGCUCGACCAGGCUGCCUUGAGAGCGGGAUACGAGAAAUUCGGCAGAGAUAUAGAUUUAUGGUUGGUUUCUAAGCUACCAAUCGGUGUUAAUAGAGUGGAUAACAUAGACACAUACACAUUCAUGAGCUACAUACUAAAUGGCAAACCAAACAGUCCAGCGAACUACCUCACUAAGGAGGAAACGUCUGAAAAUUAUUUUGUUGAUUUAAUCCCUUAUAAAUAAAUGCCCUUCGUUUGAGUGAACCAUCAUCUUA